Molecule: messenger RNA, 732 nt
Organism: Juglans microcarpa x Juglans regia
Lineage: Eukaryota; Viridiplantae; Streptophyta; Magnoliopsida; Fagales; Juglandaceae
Product: universal stress protein PHOS34-like
Source: RefSeq, a predicted model, not a curated record
AUGUACGAAGUUCUACUCGAAAAUGCAAAAAGCUCCGAUCCUCAGCUCCCAACCAUCAACCACCAUCCGGCUUCUCCCCGCCACUACUCUUCCCUGUCCGCAGCACUCACGUCCACCCCCACCGCCGGAGCCCGUUGCAAGAUCGGCGUGGCUGUCGACCUAUCUGACGAGUCCGCCCACGCCGUACGCUGGGCCGUCCAGCACUACAUACGCCCCGGUGACGCUGUCAUCCUACUCCAUGUCAGCCCCACCUCCGUCCUCUUCGGCGCCGACUGGGGUUCCGUAGACCUCUCCAUCUCUCCAUCGGACGUGGUCGGAGAGGACGGCACUGCCACGCACGCCUCCAAGCCGUCCAAGCAGAAGCUGGAGGACGAUUUCGACGCCUUCACGGCCUCGAAAGCCGGGGAUCUCGCGAGGCCCUUGCGGGAGGCGCAGAUCCCGUACAAGAUUCACAUCGUGAAGGACCACGACAUGAGGGAGAGGCUCUGUCUGGAGGUCGAGAGGCUAGGCCUCAACGCCGUCAUCAUGGGGAGCAGGGGAUUCGGUGCGGCACGCCGCGGCAAGGACGGUAGGCUCGGCAGCGUCAGCGACUACUGCGUCCACCACUGCGUCUGUCCUGUCGUCGUGGUUCGGUAUCCGGAUGACAAGGAGGCCGGCGAUGGUGGCGCCCGAGCCGUGGUCGACGUGUAGGAAGAGGAGAAUGAAGAUCGGAAAGGUUAAUGCAUUCUUAUU